AUGAGCAACUCCAGUGUUGCUGGGACCCACAAUGAUUCCCGGGACGGCACGUGCAAUUCAAUAUUUACCCCCUGUUUCAUACAACUCUACUGCGCAGUGCUCGCGGGAGGACUCCUGGGAGUCAUCUCCAUUUUGUUCCUGUUGGUGAAAAUGAACACCAGAUCGGUGACAACCACAGCUGUGGUCAACCUGGUGGUGGUCCACAGUGUCUUCCUCCUGACGGUGCCUUUUCGCUUGAUCUACCUUAUCCGGCGGCUUUGGACCUUCGGCUUGCCGUUCUGUAAAUUCGUGAGUUCCAUGCUGCACAUCCACAUGUACCUCACGUUCCUGUUCUACGUGGUGAUUCUGAUCAUCAGGUACCUCAUCUUCUUUAAGCGCAAAGACAAAGUAGAAUUCUACAGAAAACUGCAUGCUGUGGCCGCUAGCACCGCCAUGUGGCUGCUAGUGGUUGUCAUUGUCGUGCCUCUGGUUGCUUCUCAAUAUGGGGGUGUGAAUAGCUAUGAUGAAAACCAUUGUUUUACAUUCAACAAAGAACUUUCUGAAAACUAUGUGCAAAUCAUCAACUACGCCAUAAUCUUUGUGGUCAUAGCCACUGCCAUCACCCUCUUGGGCAUCCAGGUCUUCAUCAUCAUGUCGAUGGUGCGGAAGACAAGCCACUCCUUGCUAUCCCACCAAGAGUUCUGGGCCCAAUUGAAAAACCUCCUUUUUAUCGGCGUCAUCUUUAUUUGCUUCCUUCCCUAUCAGUUUUACAGGAUCUAUUACUUACAAGUUGUGACAAAAUUCAGUGGCUGUGGCAGUAAUGCUACAUUUUAUAAUGAACUCUUCUUAAAUAUUACAGCCAUUAGCUGUUGUGAUUUGUUGCUCUUCGUUUUGGGCGGAAGUCACUGGUUUAAGCAAAAGAUUAUUAGCCUAUGGAAUUGUCUUUUGUGCCAUUAGCCAAAAACCCGUGGUGUGCAUAGUUACUUCCUUUAUAUGAGAGGCGGAAAUGA
Messenger RNA from Echinops telfairi (small Madagascar hedgehog), 989 nucleotides. Its product is annotated as probable G-protein coupled receptor 141. The coding region runs from base 1 to 936 and encodes 311 amino acids. Gene Ontology annotation, biological process: G protein-coupled receptor signaling pathway. Gene Ontology annotation, cellular component: membrane. The record is from RefSeq and is a predicted model, not a curated record. Gene Ontology annotation, molecular function: oxysterol binding; G protein-coupled receptor activity. The transcript has a single exon. Lineage: Eukaryota; Metazoa; Chordata; Mammalia; Afrosoricida; Tenrecidae.